Molecule: messenger RNA, 1112 nt
Organism: Thunnus maccoyii (southern bluefin tuna)
Lineage: Eukaryota; Metazoa; Chordata; Actinopteri; Scombriformes; Scombridae
Gene: rbp1.1
Product: retinol binding protein 1, cellular, tandem duplicate 1
Exons: 5
Coding region: 170-574 (134 amino acids)
Biological process (GO): fatty acid transport
Cellular component (GO): cytosol; nucleus
Molecular function (GO): fatty acid binding
Source: RefSeq, a predicted model, not a curated record
ACAUGAAGCCUUGGGGGGCCUCAGUACCAGGUUACUAAAAACCCCCAAAUUCUCUGAAAAAACACAGAGGAUAUGACCCCCACAGGUUCUGCACUCGGACACAAGUAGCCAUCCACAGCGGACCUCCUCAUCCACUGGAAGUAGGAACACCAGCAAAGAAACAGCCAAGAUGCCCGUUGAUCUGAAUGGAUAUUGGAAAAUGAUUUCCAAUGAUAACUUCGAGGAGUACCUGAAGGCUCUCGAUGUGAACGUUGCCAUCAGGAAAAUCGCCACCUUGUUGAAGCCCGACAAGGACAUCGUCCACGAUGGGGACCACAUAAUCAUCAAGACCCUCAGCACUUUCAAAAACUACAACAUGGACUUCUAUGUGGGCAAAGAGUUUGAGGAGGAUCUGUCUGGGGUGGAUGACAGGAAAUGCAUGACCACCAUCACCUGGGAGGGAGACAAGCUGGUGUGUGUGCAGAAGGGAGAGAUUGAAGGAAGAGGCUGGACCCACUGGGUGGACGGAGAUGAGCUUCAUCUGGAGCUGAGAGCUGCAGGAGCUGUUUCCAAGCAGGUCUUCAAGAAGUCCUAAGCUGCCUCUUGUUGAACGAGACGGUUACCCCAGCUGACACUGGCUCACAGAGAGACACCAGACAAAUCCCUACAUCUGUGCAUCUACCCACAUGCUUUUCUACUAUAAAUGUUAUUUUCACCAAACACAGAUUUACUGUACAUCCAUCAGGACGGUUGCCUUCUCUGCCAAAGCCAAUUCAAAGGGGCGUGGCAGCGUUUCUAUUACGUUAUAUCCCAAAAUGUAACACUGUGUAUCUGUCUCAGGGUGGGUGCUCCUUUGAUUAACAUGUUUAGAUGUGUUGGAGGCAUUGCAUACUGCUAGGUGUAGCUGAUCUAAUGAUGGUGAGCCACACUGAGAGUCCGGGUGGGAGGAAGGUUAUGGAUGCAGUGAAGAGAACAGAAAGUUAAACAGUUCAUCUCUUCUAAGUUCUCUAAAUGUGGAUUGAUAUACAGAAAGGAAAAGGAUGAAGAGUGUGGUUGAGGGCUGUAAACAUCUUUGCUACUGAUGCUUAGAUAUCAGAUACAAUGUGUGUGUGUGUAUAUAUAUCCCUCCCACU